CUUAGUUGAUACACUUGCGACACGUCCACAUUGACAUUGUCCAAAUCAUCUGCAGCAUCGAGCAACCAUGCCGUCUGCGACCACGACUGAAGCGGUUCCAAUUGAAACUGCUCAUGAAGACAUGAUUCAUGAUGCGCAACUCGACUACUAUGGCAAGCGUUUAGCGACCUGCUCUUCAGAUAGAACAGUGAAGGUCUUUGACGUUAUUGGUGGGGAACCAUUGAAAUCUAGUGGACAUACUCUGAAGGGGCACACGGGUCCAGUGUGGCAGGUUGCCUGGGCACACCCGAAGUUCGGACACAUACUUGCUUCUUGCUCGUACGAUGGCAAAGUAUUGAUAUGGGGGGAACGGUCUCAAGGCACGGCCGAUAGUGGGUGGACAAGGGUGAAGGAGCACACGUUACACACCGCUUCGGUGAAUUCUGUGUCGUGGGCUCCUCAUGAGCUCGGUGCGAUGUUGGCUUGCGCGUCGUCAGAUGGAAAGCUUUCUGUACUCACCUUCAAAGAUGACGGUCAGUGGGGUGCUGACAUCUUCAACGGUCAUGCCAUCGGCUGCAACUCUGUUUCUUGGGCGCCCGCGACACAGCCUGGAUCACUCAUUCAUCCGCAACAACCUGGCGUGCAGCCUUCUGCACCCUUUAAACGUUUUGCCAGCGCUGGUUGUGAUAAUCUUGUCAAGAUCUGGGGCUACCGUGAAGACACGCAGUCGUGGGUGGAGGAGGAGACACUUGAUGGGCACACAGAUUGGGUGCGUGAUGUUGCGUGGGCGCCUAACAUCGGUCUGCCAAGGAGUUAUAUUGCAACAGCAUCUCAGGAUAAGACAGUGUUGAUCUGGACAAAAGACUCGUUAACCUCUCCGUGGGUGAAGACUGCCCUUGACCCAUCGACUGCCUCAGGAGCACCUAGUGCAGCGGCUGCGGGCAAAUUCCCUGAUGUCGUAUGGCGCGUAUCAUGGAGUCUCGCUGGAAACAUUCUUGCUGUUAGCUGUGGCGAUGGGAAAGUCACAUUGUGGAAGGAGAAUCUGCGGGGCAUAUGGGAGUGUGUUAGUGACAUGUCGUCCUAGAGAUGUGUGAUUGGAUCAGAUGCUACUUAGAAAUGCACAGGUUGGCUCGCUCAUCUGAAGACGUAUAAAACGUGCGCCGCGCACAUUCCCACUACUCGUCAAGUUCAACAUUAAACGUGUCAAGUUUCACUUGCCGACACGAAGUGCUAUUGGCCCACCCGCAUCGAUCAUCUCAAGCAAAGUGAGUAAGUGCCAGUCGUUUUUCUCUUUUCUAAUGUGCCUCCGAUUCUGGACGAGACUCUGGGACUAAGGCCCAAGGCACAAUGACUUCUGUCUCAAUGUAGAGAUCGACAGAACCGCACAACAAUUACAUUCCAGGCAAAUUACAGGUCUCACAACGUAUUUUAGUUGCAAGCACAGGCUUUCUUUCUUCGAGGUCCCGUGUCUCCUGCGUUCGAUAUUCGCCAUCUGGCAAUAUUACAAUUGCAACAGGUAGCAAUAUCACAAGUUAUGAUACAGGAACGAGGGGACAAG
Molecule: messenger RNA, 1537 nt
Organism: Suillus subaureus
Lineage: Eukaryota; Fungi; Basidiomycota; Agaricomycetes; Boletales; Suillaceae
Product: WD40-repeat-containing domain protein
Exons: 5
Coding region: 68-1063 (331 amino acids)
Biological process (GO): protein import into nucleus; COPII-coated vesicle budding; positive regulation of TOR signaling
Cellular component (GO): COPII vesicle coat; nuclear pore outer ring
Molecular function (GO): protein binding; structural molecule activity
Source: RefSeq, a predicted model, not a curated record